AUGGCGUUAAUGUCAUUUAACCGAAUACCAGAAGGCGAUAGCAGUUCCAAUGAUCCCAAUUGUGUCAAUUUAAUGAUUCGUCAGGAUCCCAAUACAGACAAAUGGUAUUCGGGGGGCUUUCUAAGGGGGAUAGUUGAAUUAAGUGCGCUAGAAAGAUCAUUCUCAUUUGUAAUAUGCCUCUUCGGUUUAGAUCUAAGUGUGAAUUUAAUAGGCAUUGCUGAGAUCGCUUGGCAUGAUAAUCAAAUAAAGAGUGAGAGAAAGGAUCUUCGAAAACUGUAUUACAAUUCAGCACCCCAUCGAGAUCAACGCCAUAUAUACUUUCGUCAAAAGGUGUUGUUGGCCAAUAAGGAAGUCGAUCCCACAAAUCAGUUGCUGGAAAUCCCCUUUGAAAUUUUUAUAGAUGAAGAUUGCAUCUCAACUUGCAGCUUUGAAUUUGGAUUUGUUGUAUACAAGCUGAGUGCAACAUGUAGAACCUACAAGGGCACCAAGGUUCUAAAGCAAAACGUGCAAAUAAUGCAAUUGGCAGAUUGUCCCAUGGAGCGGCCCUUUCUAGAAAUUAGAGCUAAACGAAACAUUCAGCUGCAAACUUCUUUGCAAAAGAAAUUCUUUCAACCAGGCGAAACUGUAAACAUUCAAACUCAAAUCCUAUUGAAUUCCCAUAAGACAAGGCCUCAUAAAAUUAUCAUACAAUUACUGCAGUACAUCACCUAUAUGCAUUACUGCAUCAGAUAUCGAAAAAAUGGAGAACCCUAUGACUCCUAUGAAUAUCUCAACCAGCAAAUGAUACUCAUCAAUGACGACUUGGCAUCGACAGCCAAGCUUUUGGAGCAGGAUACUAGUAUUCAGCACAGCAUUCUACUACCCAAUGAUCUUGUCCCCACCACUCAUUUAACAAGUUCCAUUAUAAUCAGCAUACAUUAUGACAUAAAGGUAAUACUUUUGGAUGACAAAGAUGAGGAGCUACAUUCCCAGCACAUACCCUUUGAUGUUUUUCUACAGCGACACAGGGAACAGCAUAUCACAUUAAGAGAACAAGACUCGUACAAGAAGGAAUGUUGCAAGUUUUACAACCAAAAGCGUUUUAACUUUAAAGAUGGAUUUAGUAGAUUAUUUAAAUAA
Molecule: messenger RNA, 1119 nt
Organism: Stomoxys calcitrans (stable fly)
Lineage: Eukaryota; Metazoa; Arthropoda; Insecta; Diptera; Muscidae
Exons: 4
Coding region: 1-1119 (372 amino acids)
Biological process (GO): protein transport
Cellular component (GO): cytoplasm
Source: RefSeq, a predicted model, not a curated record